AUGGCAACGCGAAGGAAUGUAAGGUUUGCUAUUGUACCAAGAUUUAAUAUUUUUGAAGUACCUGAGAAAGAUAACACCACUCUUAAAGAUGUAAAUGGAUUUGAAAAAGAAAUUUUGACCCUUUUAUCAAAUGCAUUAAAUUAUCAUUUAGAAAUUUUAAUCCCAAACGACAAAGAAUGGGGUGCAAAGCUAAGUAAUGGCAGUUUCUCAGGUGCAAUUGGCAUGCUGCAUCGAAAUGAAGCCGAUUUGGCGAUGGGACGCAUGAGUAUCACAUACGAUAGGGCCGAAGUGGCAUGGCCAGCUUUUCCUUACGACCUCCAAAGCAUCAAAUUUGUGACAAGAUUGCCAACUAAAUCUGUUGAGACCAAGCUGUCUUACAUCUAUCCGUUUCAAUUGCAUCUAUGGUUAAUAUUAAUGUGCACAUUUAUUCUGAUGCCUCUAUUAUUCCAGCUUUUUAUGCAGCGUCGAUAUUCUUUUCAAGAACAUGUUUUCAAUGCCGUAAAACUUGUGCUUCAUCAAGCUCCUAAUUAUCAAAAAGCCAAUUCCUUCAGUGAUAAAAUGCUGCAAUUAUCGUUUCUAAUUGGUGUUUUUUUGUUAUCACACAGUUACAGCUCUCAUAUUUUAGCUGUAUUAACAUUGCCAGCUCAUGAAUUCGGCUUGCUUACGAUUUUACAGCUAACUAAAGCAGUUCAGAAUGGUUUAAUAGAAGUCACAGCACCAAGAGGUUCUUUGGUUUUAACUUUUUUAAGGAAAAGUCCAAUAGAAAGCGUUCGAUUUAUUGGCGAAGUAAUCCACGAAAUUGAUUCUUCAAAUGAAGCCACAAAGAAAAGUGUAAUUGAAGAUGGUAGCGCAUAUGUCACUCCAGAUUUUACCAUUAAACUUCAAAUGGGGAAUNUAACUAAAGCAGUUCAGAAUGGUUUAAUAGAAGUCACAGCGCCUAGAGGUUCUUUUGUUCUAAAUUUUUUGAGGAAAAGUCCAAUUGAAAACGUUCGAUUUAUUGGCGAAGUAAUCCAAGAAAUUGAUUCUUCAAAUGAAGCCACAAGAAAAAGUGUAAUUGAAGAGGGUAGCGCAUAUGCCACUCCAGAUUUUACCAUUAAACUUCAAAUGGGGAAUGAACUUUUAUUUUCUAGGGAAGCUUUCGGGCAUAUGUAUGUUACAAUAUAUGCUAACAAAGAGUUCUGCUGUAAGGAAGAGCUUAAUUAUUUUCUCGAACGCUUAGCUGCUGCUGGAAUUUAUCAAAAAAUCUCAAAAGAUUUGUUUAUCAGAUCGCAGCUUCAAACUAUAAACUCAAACUCUUCAGUUAAUCAACAGGAAAAUUCAAGUAUGAAAUUGACAUUGUGGAAGGUCUCAGAUGCACUUGUGGUAUUGGGAAUGGGGCUUUUUCUGUCCCUUGUAGUUUUGAUUUUUGAAUGUGCUUUCGAAAAAAUUGAGAGAACUCUUAGGAAGGGUAUAAAAACUUUCAUAUUGGAGUUGAGUUUGUGCUUAUCUGGAUAG
This is a messenger RNA of Parasteatoda tepidariorum (common house spider), 1494 nucleotides long. Lineage: Eukaryota; Metazoa; Arthropoda; Arachnida; Araneae; Theridiidae. The record is from RefSeq and is a predicted model, not a curated record.